Molecule: messenger RNA, 1057 nt
Organism: Carassius carassius (crucian carp)
Lineage: Eukaryota; Metazoa; Chordata; Actinopteri; Cypriniformes; Cyprinidae
Exons: 6
Coding region: 51-716 (221 amino acids)
Source: RefSeq, a predicted model, not a curated record
AUGGUUACACUGUUUGGAAAUGGUCUUCACAGCCCAAUUUUAAAUAUGGAAUGCUUGCUGGGGACUUUAUGUUGGCGUGUAACAUACUGCUGUCUGGCAACAACUAUGCCAAGAUUUCUCUUCUCUUUAAAUUUAUGAAUAUGGGGAUGGUGGAGAAGUCAUCUUUUUUCCGAAUACAAGACUCAUACUGUGUGGACACCAUAAAGGAAUUCUGGAAGGAGAAGAGAGCUGAAAUCAUUGCCCAAAUACAGUCCAAAGGGCCUAUUGUGGCCUUAGGUGAUGCUCGGAUGGACAGUCCUGGAUUCUGUGCACAGUAUUGCACAUAUUCAACAAUGGAAAAUGAAACUAAACAUAUAAUCAGUAUGGUCAACAUCGACAAGAGGGAGACCAUGAGGAACUCUGUUGUAAUGGAGAAAGAGGCCUUUCAACAGACCUUCGAGGCACUCCGCAAAGAAAUAAACUUGACUGAAAUUUGUACCGAUGCUCAUUCUCAAAUAUCAGCUCUCUUCAACAAAGGGAAAUACAGAGACAGCGGAGUCUACCACACUCUGGACGUCUGGCAUGGGUCCAAAAACCUGAGCAAAAAAAUUCAUGCAGCAGGGCAGCAAAAGGGGUGUGCCAUUCUCCAGAUGUGGAAUAAAGACAUCUGCAAUCACUUCUGGUACUGCUGUAAGACGGCAGAUACCUAUGAAGAGUUUAUUGACAUGUGGGUGUGAGUCCUGCACCAUGUCACAGGAGAACACACGUGGGCUCUUGGUGAGUGUAAACAUGGCCCCUUGCUGGACGACAGAGAUAAAGAAUUGAUUGAGAGUGGUUCAGUGGCACAUGAGAGGCUGGCUGAAAUUAUUCUCGAUGAACGCUGGCUGAAGGUCAUCCCCAAGUAUCUGAAUUUCAGGUCAACUGCAGAUUUGGAGUCGUUUCACAACCACAUACUGAUGUAUGCCAGCAAGCGCUUCAGCUUUUCCCCACCAGUUUAUGCUGCUCGUACCAUGCUGGCUGGCCUCGAUUACAACCAUCAUCUCCAUAGACCAGCCAGGAGAAAAGCUGAUGGCACAAU